CUGUGUGGUAACAGUUGUGCAUACUUUUCAUUGGUUAUAAACUGUGACAGCAAGAAGCUGUCUAUGCAAUGCACUGAUACCUAACAAUUGUGUGCACUUCUCAAAGGUUAUAAACUAUGUGGUAACAGUUGUGUGCACCGCUCAAUGGUUACAACUCACCCGAAUGGUGAGAGCCAGACUAUAUUAAAUUAGCUGUGACAGGUAACCCCAGGAUUUCAGCUAUUUCCCUGUAUACAUCUGAUGUAAACAUCUGCUUUAUCUACUGCUUUAAUUGAAUGUAAUGAUAGAUUCAGUUAAAAAAAACCAGGAAAAGUAACUUCAGUGAAAGUCAGUUACGCACAAUAGUUAGCAUGUUUGUGGAGAACAAGACACUACUUCUAUCAAAACACAGUACAACUGUUAUGAAUGAUAGAAAAGCGACUGUUUGGAAUAAAAUCACAGAGGCAGUAAACGCAACCAGCUGCGUUCACCGGACAAUUGACAACUGCAAAAAGAAGUGGCUGGAAUUAAAGAGACGGGCCAUUCAGUUUGGCAGUUCUAGGAAAAGAUCAAAGACAGGAGGAGGCUGCCCCCCACCAGAUCAGCCUUGGUAUGUCGAUGACAUAUUGGAUAUUUUGGAAGAGGAUUCAAACCAUUCCACUGAAAUAAAUGGUAGAGGUGAAUCUGUACCAGAAGAAAGCAAAAGAGAUGAGCCGGUUGUUGAAACGGAUUAUGCUGACCAAGUUAACAGCACUCAAGAGACAGGUCUUGAUAGAAGUCAAAUAAAGUUGAAAACUGUGUCACGUGAAGCCAACAAUAAUACAAGUGUUAAGAGCCGGAAUAGAGAAGUGUCUUCUGAAUUGUCCUCAAGGCCAGAAGAAGGAAACACACAUAAGGUUACAAAUGUCGCUGCAAUUUUAAGUCCACAACCGACACAGACUAAAGAACCAGAUGACAGCACAGAUGGUGUCUACAACACAGCAGCUAGUACAACUGGCUCAUACCAGACCAUCGGUGAACCUGAAGGAUUGUGUCAUCUGAAGAGGAAAGGGUAUCCUACUGCUAACGUGAGAUCCUCUUUGGAAAGGAAAGCAUCUUAUGAUGAUUUAAUAGAACUGGAAAUAAAGAAGGUUCGAAUGGAAUGUGAAAUACUGAACAAGAAACAAAGAGCACAAGAAGAAGAAGUAAAAACAAAAGCAGACAGAGAAGAAGUUCAAUUUGAAAUAUUAAAACUACAGUUACAAAGCCAAAAGAUUCAGGUACAGCAGCAACAAGCAACAUUGUAUAAGACAAACUUAGAAAUCCGUCUCCUUGAAAACCAGUUAAAUAUUGCACCUGCUACAGAUGUUCUACUGCCUCCAAAAGAGAAUGUGCUCAUGGAAGAUGUAGAAAACUGAAUAAUCUUCAGCUUUUGUAAUAAUUUAAACUCAUAAUAUAAUAUAUUAUGAGUUUAAAUUAUUAAAGUUUGACUGUAUAUAUAUAUUAUAUAUAUACAGUCAAACUUUAAUAACUCCACCUUCGAUAUUUCAAAAAUUUCGAUCUCUCGACUUGAAGCGACGGCCCCUGCCGAAUUGCUAUACAAACUAGUAAAAACGACCUUCGAAAACUCAAACUUCAUACACUCGAAAACCUCGAUCUCUCAACAUAAUUCUUUAGUCCCGCCAUAAAGAUUUAAUUGUUUAUGCACCUCAAAAACUUGAUGCAUGUGGAUUGAUCAAAUUGUCGUUGCUGGUAGUAUUUUAAAGACGACUAACUUGUCAAUCAAGUCAAUCAGACAAAGCGCGCCUACUUGGGCUGUCUGGGCUGUCGAGGAUUAAGGUAAUAAUUACAGAAUAAUUGAUCAUCGGCUACGCAGAACGCACUGAUCCUGUGUUUGGGUGUCGGUGUUCGUACAUGUCGUCAUACACAAUUACAAAUACAGUCUAGUUAACUUCAAAGAGCACUUGUAAUAAUUGUUAGCGCUUUUUUUUUAAUAAAUGUUAGUUCCUGAUUUACAUUAGUGCUUUUUAAUGAUUGCUCUUAUUUAAAAUGAUAAAAAUUAUUAAAAUAAUUUUCUGAAGAAAUCUACCGAGUGUUAUUCAGCAUUCAGUGUUUUAUUGGUUAGUUACGUUCCGCCAUGUUUUGACAUCUACAAAAUACAUCAACGUUCAUUGUAUCAUUUACUUACUUUUACAAUAUACGCAAAAUAAGUGUAUCACAGGCGUCAGAAGAUGCCAACAAAAGGGGCGGGUGACAGUUCUAUAUUAAUUCGCCUUUCAACUGGCGAUGCAUAGUUUUCAGAGUUUAGAAGUAGGCAGUGAAGUGCACACUUCUUACAAUAUUAAACGAAAGCAUCCAGCUAAUUUGAACUCUUAUAUAUUAAUUUUGAAAACUCGAACUCCCUAAAACUCGAACUAUUUCGUCAUCCCCUUCAAAAUCGAGUUGUCGAAGUUUGACUGUAUACAUAUAUAUAUAUAUAUAUAUUAAUUUGGUUAUGUAUCAUCAUAAAUAUGUGUCUGUGGCAUCACCAUAGUUUAUGUGAUUAUCAUGGUCCUCAGAAUAGAAGUGCUUGUUACCGGCCUCGGUGGCACAGUGGUUAAGCCAUCAGACUACAAGCUGGUAAGUACAGGGUUCGCAGCCCGGUACCACCUCCAACCAAGAGUGAGUUCUUAAGGGCUCAAUGGGUAGGUGUAAGG
This is a messenger RNA of Gigantopelta aegis, 2654 nucleotides long. RefSeq lists its product as uncharacterized. The record is from RefSeq and is a predicted model, not a curated record. The coding region runs from base 351 to 1376 and encodes 341 amino acids. Lineage: Eukaryota; Metazoa; Mollusca; Gastropoda; Neomphalida; Peltospiridae. The transcript has 4 exons.